This is a messenger RNA of Leptopilina boulardi, 3392 nucleotides long. RefSeq lists its product as uncharacterized. The transcript is spliced from 4 exons. The record is from RefSeq and is a predicted model, not a curated record. The coding region runs from base 124 to 2250 and encodes 708 amino acids. Lineage: Eukaryota; Metazoa; Arthropoda; Insecta; Hymenoptera; Figitidae.
UUUUGAUCCACUAAUGUAGAAAAAAAGUCUUAUCAAACUAUCAGCGUCACGAUUUUAAAUUCUUGCCAACACUCAUAUAUAAUGAAAAUUUAGAAAGAUUUAGAUGAAUUACAUUUACCAGACAUGAAGUGCACAGUAUUAAUUUUUGGUUUUCUGGUUCUUUGUUCUUUAACUCAUUUGGUACAAGGAAAUGUUCUCUAUAGAAACAAAAGAUCAGGACCUCCUCGAUUGACACCGUUCAUUAUUAAUAGUUCCGGAAGCCAGAAUAGUGGAAACGCUAUUUCCAACGGAAAUGAUGAUGUUAGUGGAAAUCUUGUGAACGGAAAUAGCAAUGGAGAUAACUCUAAUUCCGGAAAUAUUAAUAGACCUAAACCUACCACGUCAACAACUACAACUACUACUACCACAAGUACAACGGAAUCAGAUUCUGGAACCAGCGGCACUGAUGAUACCAACAGUUCUGGUAAUGAUCAAAAUAAUGCAGAUCAAACCUCUCCUCCAACUAUAACUGAUCUUCCAACUACGACUGAUCUUCCAACUACGACUGAUCUUCCAUCUACGACUGAUCUUCCAUCUACAACUGAUCUUCCAACUACAACAGAGCUCCCAACUUCUACUGAUCCUCAACCUUCAUCAAACCCCACUGAUGAUGACUCUUCAUCCUCGAUAAAUUCUGAUUCCACUGAAACAACAUCUGCCGAAACAUCAUCAAACUCUCAAGAUUCUUCAACUGAUCGGGAACCUUCUACUACAUCAUCUGCCGAAUCUUCAACUACUUCGGAGACAGAAACUUCUUCAGAUCAGAAAUCAACCACUAUUACAGAUGAUGAUUCUACAUCAGAUUCCGAAUCAGAUGCAACUUCUACAACAGCAGACUCUCCGAGGUUAUCACCGUUUAUUAUAAACAACGCCGGGAGCAACAACAGUGGUAAUGCCAUUUCUAAUGGGAAUGACGAUGCCGAUGGAAACCUGGUAAAUGGAAACGGAAACGGCGAAAAUCAACAUUCUGGAAAUAUUAAUUCUGGAUCAAGAAUUAUAACAACUUUCAUCAUAAACAACUCGGGUGAUAAAAAUUCCGGUAACAACAUAACAAACGGAAAUGAUGACACUAAUGGAAACUUGGUAAAUGGAAACGGAAAUGGUAACAAUACAGAAUCUGGAAAUAUAUCCGGACAAAGAAAUAAACGAGAAUUACAACCUCGAAUUAUCAAUAAUUCGGGCGACAGUAACAAAAACAAUAACAUCAAUAACGGAAAUGAUAGCAGCAAUGGAAAUUUGAUAAAUGGAAACGGAAAUGGAGAAAAUUCCGCCUCGGGAAAUAUUAAUGAAAAUAAUAUUCCUCUAACGCGAAUUAUAAACAAUGCCGGAAGUAAUAACAAUGAUAACAGCAUUAUCAAUGGAAAUGACAAUUCAACUGGUAAUUUGGUAAACGGAAACGGAAAUGGUAACAACAAUCAAACCGGUAAUAUUUCCACAAAAAGAAAGAGGCGUCAAAUUUCGCGAAUUAUCAAUAAUUCCGGUGAUAGUAAUCAAAAGAACAACAUUACAAACGGUGAUGACAAUUCUAAUGGUAAUUUGGUAAAUGGAAAUGGAAACGGUAACAAUAAUCAGUCAGGCAAUAUUUCCAGAGGAAAGAGUAAUCAAUUGUCACGCAUUAUCAAUAAUUCGGGUGAUAACAAUCAAGACAAUUCAAUCAGUAACGGAAGUGAUGACAGCGAUGGAAAUUUAAUCAAUGGAAAUGGAAAUGGAGAAAAUUCUAAUUCGGGAAAUAUUCACCAAAAAGAUAUUCCUCAAUCGCGAAUUAUAAAUAAUUCCGGUGGUUCAAAUAGUAUAUCAGACGGUGAUAAUGAUAUUAAUGGAAAUUUGGUGAAUGGAAAUAAUAACAAAGAUAGAAAUAACACUGGUAACAUUUUGAAAAAUUCACAAUCACUCGAUCGUAUCAUUAAUAAUGCAGGUAACAAUAAUACAGCGAAUAAUAUUUCCAAUGGAAAUGACGACUCUAAUGGUAAUUUGGUGAAUGGAAAUAAAAAUGGUGAAAAUUCUAAUUCGGGAAAUAUUGCAAAAAAACGUGAUUCCUCUCUAUUGCGAAUUAUAAACAAUACUGGUAGUAAUAAUAAUCAGAGCAAUAUUUCCAAUGGUAACGAUAAUAUUAAUGGAAAUUUGGUGAAUGGAGAUGGAUCAAGUGGAUCAAAUUGGCACGGACAAGCUGGAUCUCUUAAUUUAACUUUAUCGAGAAUUAAUAAUAUAUGAUAUUAUAUUAAUAUUAAUAUAAAUCUUCCUUUAAAAAGAGAAAAAGAUUCGAAUACAAAAAAAAUAAAUAGAAAAAUUAAAAAAAUAGAUAUGUAAUGCCUAUAUAUGUAAAUAUUAUUCGUAAUAGUUAAAUUUUAAAAUAUUCUGUGAUUAAUAAAAUAUUUUCUUUUUUUAAUAGAAAUAAAGAGUCAAUGACUUAUCCCGUUUUACUUCAAUAUUAUUAUCAUUUUUAUUGUCAUCAGAUUAUCCACAAUUAUUGUCAAUUUUAAAUACAUGACGAGGUCAUUACAAUAAAGGUCGUGCAACACUUUUAUUAUAUGUCAUCCACAGCAAUAAUUAUUAUUAUUAUUUUACGAAAGAGAAAAAACACUCUCAAUUGGAGUCAUUUUCUAAAAUUAAAACAACAAAAAUUUUUUCUACACUUUUCUAAAUUUUAAGGUGUUAUUUAUUACUAAUAAAUAAAUAAAUAAUAUCAUUAUAAUAGAAUAUAAAAUUAAUUAUUAAUUAUAUGCUAUUAAUUAAAAGUUGUAUUAAUUUUUUGUUAUUUAAAAAAGAAUGCUGUCUUUAUUCUAGUAAAUCACUCCCUCUUAAUUCAGCAAAUAUCUUUUUAAAUAUUUUCAUUUUAUAUAAUCUAUAGUAUUUGAAAUUUGACGACACAUAAAUCUAGUCACUUACGAACUAUAUAUAAUCACGUCAAAGGCAUAAAAAAGAAUUUUUGGAUUUUUUUUUUUCUCUAACAGUCAGUGUCUAAACGGACGGUUUUGAAGUUCAUUUAAAAAAAAAACAGAUUUUUUACAUCCGUAUUAGGAAAAAGAUUAUUAUUCUUUCUCAUAUUAUUAAAAAAGCAUAUUUUUCAAAAUGUUAUAUAGAUAAAAGUUUAAAAAGAUUAUUACAUAUAUGUUUAAAAUAUUAAACAUUGUGUAUUUAUAAGAAAAAAGAAAUCUCAAUUAUAAAAUUUUGUUCAGUUAAAAAAAUGUACAAUAAGAAAAUUGCACAUUAAUUCUUAAAAUAUACAAUAUUUUUUCCCCAUAUUGUACGAUAUUUAUUAUAAUGUCCAAGAAUUCUUUUUACUCUGCAGUUUCAUUCGUAGUACAUUAAAGUUUUAUUUUAGUAUAUAUAUAUAAAUACGGAGAUGUCUACAU